AUGCCGUCCUCAAUCAGCUUUUCCGCUGGAACCUCCACCAACACAUCCAACAACUCCAUCUACGCCCGUCCACAGAAGAAACAGAAGAUGAGCAUCACCCAGACCUACUUCCUCGCCCACAGUGCCCGCGGCAAGCUCUCGAAAGAGGCUUCCCGGCCUGACCAUGACCUUCGAUUGCUUGUUGGACACGCCAACAUGCUCGACUCCCUGAUGCUCGACCUGGCCAAUGCCGAGCGAGAACAAGAACAAUGGUUCAACAACAUCGUCUCCGGCUCUUCCGGCGCCGAGGAACAAGAGGAGAAGAGUCGAAAUGGACACAUUGAAACCAUUGUCGAGGAGCCCGAGUCCGAUUGGAAGGUCGAAGAUGCAGAGUCCACCGACGACGAGUCCGAGGACGAGUAUGAGAAGCCCAUCACCAACAUCACAUCUGUCGAAGUAGACUCCGAUAUGGAGGAUGACGACGAGACCGAGGAAGACCUGACACUCACUCGAACGGCCUCUCGACAUUCACCGCCCGAGCUCAGCCUCGACACCGACUCGUCGGACUCAGACGACGAGCAAAUGCCUCCCUCACCUCCGGCAACCACCAUGGAGGUGAUGAGUGAAAAGCAACGACAGGCCAUAGCCACCACCUCGUACUAUGACGCCAAAGACAACACGUCGCUAUCACCCGCCGAAUCCGAAACCCUGGAACAACAGGGUUUCUAUGUACCGUCAAGGCAACAGCCGACCAUAAUCGCUGCCUAUUAG
Messenger RNA from Capronia coronata CBS 617.96, 750 nucleotides. RefSeq lists its product as uncharacterized. The transcript has a single exon. The coding region runs from base 1 to 750 and encodes 249 amino acids. NCBI's taxonomy places the organism in Eukaryota, Fungi, Ascomycota, Eurotiomycetes, Chaetothyriales, Herpotrichiellaceae. The record is from RefSeq and is a predicted model, not a curated record.